AUGACGCGCCGAGUCGCAAUCGGUACGGAUCAUCCGGCAUUCGCCAUUCAUGAGAAUCUGAUUCUGUACGUGAAGGAGGCUGGCGACGAGUUUGUGCCUGUGUACUGUGGACCGAAAACGGCGGAGAGUGUCGAUUACCCGGACUUUGCCAGUCGUGUGGCGGAAAUGGUGGCAAGGAAGGAGGUGGAAUUUGGCGUGCUGGCAUGCGGUAGUGGGAUCGGCAUGUCCAUCGCAGCCAACAAAGUUCCCGGGGUGCGGGCUGCCCUCUGCCAUGACCACUACACCGCAGCGAUGUCGCGGAUCCACAACGAUGCGAACAUUGUUUGCGUGGGAGAGCGGACGACUGGUGUGGAGGUCAUUCGGGAAAUCAUCAUUACGUUCUUGCAGACGCCGUUUAGCGGCGAGGAGCGCCAUGUACGACGUAUUGAGAAGAUACGAGCCAUUGAAGCCUCCCACGCCGGGAAAAAAGGGGUACAAUGA
Messenger RNA from Trypanosoma cruzi, 480 nucleotides. RefSeq names its product ribose 5-phosphate isomerase, putative. The coding region runs from base 1 to 480 and encodes 159 amino acids. The record is from RefSeq and is a predicted model, not a curated record. Gene Ontology annotation, molecular function: isomerase activity. NCBI's taxonomy places the organism in Eukaryota, Euglenozoa, Kinetoplastea, Trypanosomatida, Trypanosomatidae. The transcript has a single exon. Gene Ontology annotation, biological process: carbohydrate metabolic process.